Saprolegnia parasitica CBS 223.65 is the source of this 624-nucleotide messenger RNA. RefSeq lists its product as hypothetical. The coding region runs from base 1 to 624 and encodes 207 amino acids. The record is from RefSeq and is a predicted model, not a curated record. The transcript has a single exon. Lineage: Eukaryota; Oomycota; Saprolegniomycetes; Saprolegniales; Saprolegniaceae.
AUGGGACACCUCGCUUCGUUGUUUUCCAUGUCCGAGUCGACUGUCUACUUCAUUUACAAAAUGGCGACUUCAGCACCAUCGCCGUGCCUCUUUGACGGGUGCACCAACCCGUCGCUGCCGUCGCGCAACAAGUGUCACUUUCAUCGGUACCGCUCCAAGUGCAGCGUCGACGACUGCUUCAAUCAAGUCUACGCGCGGCGUCUCUGCGUGAGCCACGGCGGCAAGAAGCUCUGCAAGCACCCAAACUGCGCGACGCCCGCCCGCGUCGGCGACUACUGCACCAAACACACGACGCGCGUCCCAGUCGCUUGCCAAUUCGCCGGCGGCUGCGCCCGCCCCGCCACCGCCGGCGGUGUGUGCACACUACAUGGCGGUGGCACACCGUGUGCAGUCGACUGCUGCUUGAUGCCGGCGCGGGUGGGACAAUUUUGCUGGAACCACCGCAACCGGAUCAUGCCAAGUACGACGGCGAUGACGCCCGACAACUGCGACGCGCUGGCACUCAUGCUCGAUGAAUGGGCCUCGACGGACGGACCCCACUUGGAGCUUCAGGACAUUGAUUUGGACGGCAUCUUGGACGACAUUAUCGCAUUUAGCAGCGCGUCACAAAGCAGAUACGAUUGA